UUUGGGCAUCUCUAUCGAUUGUGUAGCCGUUAGUGAAGGCAAGAUGUCGUUUGCUCUAGUUCCAUCGAAACUGUUAAAAGGGGAAUUGAUUCAGCUGGAGAUUGAUAAUGUAGUUGGAGAGUUUCAAAAGAUUGCAGCUGUUGGUCUAAUACAAGGCAGAUCAGUUCUCUCUCUGGUAGGGAACACACAGAUGUGGCGACCCAUUCUUAAAAAGGCAUUAAAUGUUCUAGGCAGCAUUGAAGUUAAGUUCUAUACGAUCUCGCCAGUGUUGUCGAAGGUGAUGAAACUUUCCUUGGUGGUCGAUGACAGUGAGGCAAAAUAUUGCGUGCAAGCCCUCCAUUCAGCAUUCUUUGAGAGCGAGUACCCAAUUCCAGUCAACUCAUCCACGACAGCAGCUAGCUCCAGCGUCGACAAAAAGGAGGAUGACAACAACCCAGAAGUUCCACCUCCACUCGAUGCGUGUCAGGGAAGGAGGAACAUUGACCGCAACAGUGUUGUGGAGGAAACUGAGCUCAUGACUUUCCCUGACAAUUAUCCGAUGCCCCUCGAUGGCGACAAUGUCGGGAACCCGACAGAGUUCUACUACAACAACGGAUAUCCAGCCGGGUUGGAUGCCGGAGUACCUGGAGUUCAGCCCCAACAGCAGGUACUCGCUAAUGAGGUGGAGGGUGGCACUGAACCUCUCAAUGUUCUGUACGAGACCAAGCGCAUUCACCAGACAAUGAUGGGCAUGAAGGACAUCGAGCACAGGAUUGUCUUUGACGGCGAGGAUGCGGUGACUGUCAAUGGCAAGAAUCCGGCGGCCGGGUACUUAGGAGUCGACAACAGUGGAUAUUCAGCUGGGUUGGAUGGCGGAGAACAUCAAGUUGAGGAUUUGAUACACAAACCAAUGUUUGUCGGAGUCGACGACGGCGGAUGUUCGACUGGGUUGGAUGGAGGAGAACUUCAAGUUGAGGACUACAUGAUCGACAUCCCGACGCUCGUCGGAGUCAACGACGGCGGAUGUUCGGCUGGGUUGGAUGGCCGAGAACUUCAAGUUGAGGACUACGUGAUCGAAACCCCGAUGCUUGUCGGAGUCAAUGACGGCGGAUGUUCGGCUGGGUUGGAUGGCAGAGAACUUCAAGUUGAGGACUACCUGAUCGACAUCCCAACGUUUGUCGGCGUCGACCACGGCAGAUGUCUGGCUGGGUUGGAUGGCGGAAUCUGUCAAGUCGAUGACUACCUGAUCGACAUCCCGAUGACCGUCGGAGUUGACGCUGGCGGGGAUGGGCACUUUGACGGUGGACUUGAAGUUGAAGCCGAGCAGCAGCCAGCAGGAACUCACUGGGGCAGCGAAGAGCGGCAGUAGACAUCGUAUCAACUGAAGCACAGCUGAAGAAAUGGGUCACUAGUGCUUGAGCUUUCAUUCUAGACUAGAGGUUGGGCGUUUGUGCGCCUCCUGUUCCAUAGAGC
Triticum dicoccoides is the source of this 1452-nucleotide messenger RNA. RefSeq lists its product as uncharacterized. Bases 44 to 1348 code for a protein of 434 amino acids. The transcript has 4 exons. Gene Ontology annotation, biological process: L-homoserine biosynthetic process. Lineage: Eukaryota; Viridiplantae; Streptophyta; Magnoliopsida; Poales; Poaceae. Gene Ontology annotation, molecular function: aspartate kinase activity. Gene Ontology annotation, cellular component: chloroplast stroma; cytosol. The record is from RefSeq and is a predicted model, not a curated record.